Molecule: messenger RNA, 1086 nt
Organism: Didymosphaeria variabile
Lineage: Eukaryota; Fungi; Ascomycota; Dothideomycetes; Pleosporales; Didymosphaeriaceae
Product: peptide transporter ptr2
Exons: 2
Coding region: 1-1086 (361 amino acids)
Biological process (GO): transmembrane transport
Cellular component (GO): plasma membrane; fungal-type vacuole
Molecular function (GO): dipeptide transmembrane transporter activity; tripeptide transmembrane transporter activity
Source: RefSeq, a predicted model, not a curated record
AUGUGUGGGCUAGCUUUCAUCGUCUUCUACAUCUGCUUCGAUCAGAUGCAGAAUAAUCUGAUCUCUCAAUCCGCUCAGAUGGAGACCGGAAGCACCCCGAACGACAUGCUUCCUGCCAUGAAUCAAGUGGGUUGUAUCCUGUUCACGCCCCUUAUUCACCACGUUAUCUAUCCGCUUCUUCACAAGCGUCACAUCUACCUUAAGCCAAUCACACGCAUUACCAUCGGAUUUGGUUUUGUGGUAGCCUCUAUGGCAUACGCUGCGAUCGUGCAGAGCGCCAUAUACUCGACGGGCCCUUGCUACGAUCAUCCACGUACGUGCAGUUCUGUUGCGAACCGCGAGCCAAACCACGUCAAUAUAUGGCUCCAGGCGCCGGUCUUCUUCCUCAUUGCCAUGGGCGAGGUGUGGGCAUAUGUAACAGCGCUCGAGAUCGCAUACAGCCAUGCUCCGAAGAAUAUGAAGUCCAUGAUCCAGGCCAUCUUUCCACUCAUGGCGGGGAUCGGAUCGGCGUCUGCUAUGGGACUUACACCGAUCACGCAUGAUCCGAACCUUGUCAUCUUCUAUGCCUCCCUCGCUGGUGCCAUGGCUAUUACUACGGUUGUUUUCUGGCUUGUGUUUCGGAAGCACGACGAGAACGACGCUGAAGACAACACUGACAAGUAUACGGAAGGCGCGCAGACACCAUACAUGGAAAAUAGCCCUCGCGAUAGCGUCAAUGAGGGUAUCGAUGUUGGGUCAGGCGUCGGAGACAUAGAGCUUGGUCUAAUCCCCGCAUUGCGCCCCAGUAGUGCCUUCUCCUUGAAGCGCUCCGAUCUCACGAGCUCAACGCUUGCAGACGAGAGACUGGAGAAUAUCUUCGAGGUUCAUGGCGUCCCUGGCGAAACGGAUCAGUUCGCAACUUCUCCCAACGCCACACAGCACGAAGUAGUCAAGCAAACUAUCAUUGCGGUACCGAAGGCAGCUCAUCCGGUACAGCUUCUCCCGCCACCGCCACGGAGCCCGGCGAAGAAGAUGCGCGGACUACAGAAGCGACUGCCACCAUUGCCAAUGAUGCCCGCCGAGCCACUGCCAGCACAAUUUCUUUAG